Messenger RNA from Cinclus cinclus, 1524 nucleotides. Its product is annotated as Y+L amino acid transporter 2-like. The record is from RefSeq and is a predicted model, not a curated record. The transcript is spliced from 9 exons. Gene Ontology annotation, biological process: amino acid transmembrane transport. Gene Ontology annotation, cellular component: membrane. The coding region runs from base 1 to 1524 and encodes 507 amino acids. Gene Ontology annotation, molecular function: L-amino acid transmembrane transporter activity. Lineage: Eukaryota; Metazoa; Chordata; Aves; Passeriformes; Cinclidae.
AUGCCAACCCCUUGGCAAAUAUGCUGCGAUAAAAAGUCCAGAACUAAGAAUGCAAAAGCUGAAAUGGACAAUAUGGCAGAGACAAGUGAAAAAAUGCAGAUGAAGAAAGAAAUCACAUUACUAAAUGGAGUUUCUUUAAUUGUAGGGAACAUGAUUGGCUCUGGCAUAUUUGUAUCACCCAGGGGUGUUUUAAUGUACAGUGCUUCCUAUGGACUCUCGUUGGUCAUCUGGGCACUUGGUGGGAUUUUUUCCCUGUUUGGAGCUUUGUGUUAUGUUGAACUGGGAACAUCCAUCCUGAAAUCUGGAGGCAGUUAUGCCUAUAUUCUGGAAGCAUUUGGGGCUUUUGUGGCCUUCAUCAGACUCUGGUCUUCCUUGCUAAUUAUCGAACCAACAACUCAGGCAGUGAUAGCAAUCACAUUUGCUAACUACAUUGUCCAGCCAAUUUUUCCCCAUUGUGAGCCGCCCUAUGAUGCAGUCAGGUUGAUUGCAGCUGCAUGUAUAUGUUCCUUAACCUUUAUUAAUUGUGUUAAUGUAAAGUGGGGUACCCGUGUACAAGAUGUUUUCACAUAUGCGAAAGUUAUGGCUCUUAUCUUGGUGAUAUCUGUUGGCCUUUAUAAAAUUGGCAAAGGGGAAACGGAAAACCUGAGAGCUCCGUUCGAGGGCUCAGCCACCAACCCAGGGAUGAUCGCCCUGGCUCUCUACUCUGCCCUCUUUUCCUACUCAGGAUGGGACACACUCAACUAUGUCACUGAGGAAAUGCAGAAUCCUGAGAGGAACCUACCUCUCUCUAUUGCAAUUUCAAUGCCUAUUGUAGCUAUUAUUUACCUAUUGACUAAUAUAGCAUACUAUGUAGUGUUGGACAUGUCAGCUCUCCUCACAAGUGAUGCAGUGGCUGUGACAUUUGGAGGUGAAACCCUUAGUCAUGCCAAGUGGAUAAUUCCUAUAGCAGUGGCCAUGUCUUGCUAUAGUGGCUUAAACUCAUCAAUUAUUGCAGCAUCUCGACUUUUCUAUGUUGGAGCCAGGGAAGGACACCUCCCUGUUAGUCUGAGCUUGAUUCACAUAAAGUGCUUCACACCAGUCCCUGCUCUCCUGUUCAACGGCUUAAUGACUUUGCUUUAUCUCCUUGUGGAAGAUGUUUUCCUCCUUAUUAAUUACUACUGCUUCAACUACUGGCUCUUUGUGGGUCUAUCUAUUGCAGGACUAAUAUAUCUGAGAUACACUCAGCCACAUAGACCACGGCCUGUUAAACUUAGCCUCUUCUUCCCUAUAGUAUAUUGUUUGUGCUCCCUAUUCCUGGUUAUAGUGCCUCUCUACAGUGAUACAAUCAAUUCCCUUAUUGGCGUUGGUAUUGCCCUCUCAGGCAUUCCUGCAUAUUAUUUGGGAGUCCAUCUGCCAGUUGAAAAACGUCCUAAAUGUCUACUUUGGCUCUCUGCUACCACAACAAAGUAUGUUCAGAUGCUCUUCUACUGUGCUCUGUCAGACCUGGACAUAGAUGUGGAGCCCACAGCAGCUAAGAGUAAAUAG